AUGGCCAACUGCUGCCCCGUACAAUGGAGUUUCGAGAAUUUCCUUCUUCGUGGCUGGGAUUUCAUUGUUGAUCUUGCAGAACAACGACUAUUGAAGCCGCUUGAGCAAGUUCAGCUAUGGCUUUCAAAAGCAGAAACUAUGAUAACAGAGGCGGAAGAAUUGGUUUCAAAUGCUCCUCAACAGAUGAAUAACUUGUGUCUCGGCGGCUGUGCUUCCAAGAGUUGCUUGUCUAGCUACAAGUUUGGUAAGAAUGUGGCCAAAAUGCUUCAACAAAUAGAUGAUCACAAGAGUAAAGGAGCUUUUGAGAAGGUAGCGGAUAAUCAGUCCGCAGCUUCAGUGGUAGUAAGACCUGUAGAGCAGCCGGUUGCUUUAGAAUCCACAAUUCAAAAGGUAUGGAGCUGCAUCGUGGAAACAGAUGUGGGGAUCAUUGGCCUCUAUGGCUUGGGGGGCGUUGGCAAGACAACACUCUUGACCAAACUCAACAACAAGUUCAGCACCACACAGAAUGAUUUUAAAGUUAUCUGGGCGUUGGUGUCUAAAGAUUACGAUGUUGGAAAGAUUCAAGAUAGGAUUGGUGGAAAUCUUGGGUUUUCAGAUGACUCAUGGAAGGAAAAAAGUGUUGACCAGAAAGCUACAGAUAUCUAUGGGGUCUUGCACAACAAGAAAUUUGUUGUAUUAUUGGAUGAUUUAUGGGAGAGGGUGGCUUUAAACCAAGUUGGGAUACCAAUACCAAGCCAAGAAAAUGGUUCAAAACUUAUUUUUACUACUCGAUCUUUGGAGGUAUGUGGCGAAAUGGGAGCUCGAAAGAAAAUCAAAGUGGAAUGCCUGGAACUGGAGAAAGCUUGGGAGUUGUUCCAAGACAAGGUUGGAUAUGAAACUCUCAACAGCCAUCCAGACAUUCAAAACUUAGCUAAACAAGUAGCUGAAAGGUGCGGUGGGCUGCCUCUUGCACUAAUUACAAUCGGUCGUGCUAUGGCUUGCAAGACAACACUUGGGGAAUGGAAAUAUGCAAUUGAGAUGUUGAAGCGAUGUGCAUUGCCAAAAAUGGAAAAUGAGGUAUUUCCGCUUUUAAAAUUCAGUUAUGAUAAUUUGCCUAAUGCUACAAUGAAAUGUUGUCUCCUAUAUUGUUGUCUGCAUCCUGAAGAUUAUUGUAUUCCCAAAAAUAGAUUAGUGGAGUAUUGGUUUUGUGAAGGGCUAUUGAAUGAAUUUGAUAGAAUUAGUGAUGCUCAAAUGCAAGGUGACGACAUUAUCAACUCUCUUCUGAAUGCUUGUUUAUUGGAAAAUGGUGAUGAAUUAGGUGAAGAUUGUGUGAAAAUGCAUGAUGUGAUCCGUGACAUGGCUUUAUGGAUUACACACGAGCUCAAAGCAACAGAGAAUGACUUUUUUGUAAAAGCAGGGGCUCAGUUAUUUGAAGAACCAGAUGUUAAGAUAUGGGAAAGUGUAAAAAGAAUGUCAGUGAUGGAAAAUAAGCUUGAAGUUCUCAACGAAACACCCAAAUGCCCUAACCUUCGAACCUUGUUUCUUAGCCAAAAUGAGUUGAAAGUGAUCAACGAUGGUUUCUUCCAAUUUAUACCUCAUCUAAUUGUUUUGGAUUUGUCAAAAAACCCUGAAUUACAAACUCUGCCUAAGGGCAUUUCACAGUUGAUUUCACUAGAAUGUCUUGAUCUAUCUUAUACUGGUAUGGAAGAGUUGCCAAUAGAGUUGAAAUCGUUGACAAAACUAAAAAUGUUGGACUUGAAUUAUAUGGAGAACCUCAAAAGAAUCCCUCAGCAUUUGAUAUCUAGUUUUUCCAAGUUGCAAAUAUUCAGAAUGUUGUUGCUGGAAAAUGGAGAUUAUCCUGAUGAAGACAAUGUUUUGAGUGGGGGUCAUGAAAAACUUAUAGAGGAGUUGAAAGAAUGGAAAAGCUGCGGGGUAUAUUCAUGUGCUAAUUAUACAUCACGCUUUCACACAUUGAGCAGUGUUACAAUUAUUGGAUGUAACAAAUUGAGAGACGUGACCUGGCUGAUUCUUGCUCCAAAUUUAAGAAAUCUUGAAUUAUAUCUGUGUCUAAAAAUGGAAGAAAUAUUGAGUGAGGGGAAACUUGGUGAAGUUGCAAGUGUGAUUGGAAGUCCAUACCCUAAACCAUUUCUGAAGCUUGAAACACUUUACUUACAGUUUCUACCGAAAUUGAAGAGCAUAUACUGGGAUGCCCUACCCUUCCCAUGUCUGAAACUUAUCCGUAUAAAUCUCUGCGGAGAACUGAAGAAGCUUCCUUUCAAUUCAGACAGUGCAAAAGGGAAUCUGCUCAGCAUUGAGGGAAGCAAAGAUUGGUGGGCAACAGUAGAAUGGAAAAAUGAAGCCACUCGAGAUGUUUUUCUCCCUUCUUUCAAGUCUGUUUAUGGAUGAAAUGUAGAAAAUCGUGUUGAAAAAAUAAAGCUGGUUAAUUAGCUGCUACUUUUUUUCUGUUUUGCUAUCAAUAUUCCUGUAGUCCUAAAGGAUAAUGAAAUGUAUUAGCACUCCAGUUGAUCAUGAUCAAA
Molecule: messenger RNA, 2516 nt
Organism: Gossypium arboreum
Lineage: Eukaryota; Viridiplantae; Streptophyta; Magnoliopsida; Malvales; Malvaceae
Product: disease resistance protein RPS5-like
Exons: 3
Coding region: 1-2385 (794 amino acids)
Molecular function (GO): protein binding; ADP binding
Source: RefSeq, a predicted model, not a curated record